Messenger RNA from Sorex araneus (European shrew), 2657 nucleotides. RefSeq names its product zinc finger protein 660 (gene ZNF660). The transcript has 3 exons. Gene Ontology annotation, biological process: regulation of transcription by RNA polymerase II. Gene Ontology annotation, molecular function: RNA polymerase II cis-regulatory region sequence-specific DNA binding; DNA-binding transcription factor activity, RNA polymerase II-specific. The record is from RefSeq and is a predicted model, not a curated record. Lineage: Eukaryota; Metazoa; Chordata; Mammalia; Eulipotyphla; Soricidae.
AUGGCCACCCAAGGCAGGAAAAUGUCAGGCCUCAUCCCCAGAGGGGUUGUUCUCCAGAAACAGGAGGGAAUCCUGGCCAUCCAGAAAGAGCCAGGGAGCCAGACGUGGGGGCAAGGCUGCAGUCUCCAAAAGACGCACCCUCCUGUCUGUGAAAAUUUCCAGCUGCACUUCAGGCAGUUGUAUUACCAUGAGAUGUCUGGGCCAAGGGAGGCACUGAGAUGGCUUCAGAAGCUCUGCCACUGGUGGCUGAUGCCUGAGGUACACACCAAGGAGCAGAUCCUGAAGCUGCUGGUGCUGGAGCAGUUCCUGAGCAUCCUGCCAGGGGCGCUGCGCACCUCGAUGCAACUGCACUACUUCGAGAGCGGUGAGGUCUUGGCUGUGGUGCAGGAUUUCCAGAGACACCUCAGUGGAUCAGGAGAGGUUUUAGCUCCAGCACUGGAAAAUGAAAUGCAUUAAGAAGAGAUGAAAGAUCUGGGUGCAGCUAAGGAGUCUCCUCCUAGCUCACCCCUCAGUGAGGCUUUAUCCCCUGGAACCCAGUGUGACCCAGCAACAUACCACUUCCCCAAUGGAAGUCAACAUGUAGAUAAUUCCUCUAAAAGACCUUUGGAAUGCCCCAAGCAAGAGAAAAUGCGGAGAGUGACAAGAAGCUUCAAACAUAAGACUGCUCACGACAAUAAAGCACUGCCAGAAGCAAGUGCCCAAGAAUCUGAAAAAGACCAGUGCUCUGAUCCUGUAAAUGAGAAAAUUCAAGCUAAUAAGAAACAGUAUGUAUGUACAGAGUGUGGGAAAGCCUUCAAUCAGAGUGCAAACCUCACGGUGCAUGAGCGAAUCCACACAGGAGAAAAACCCUAUAAGUGUAAGGAAUGUGGGAAAGCCUUCAGUCACAGUUCCAACCUUGUCGUUCAUCGGAGAAUCCACACUGGCCUUAAGCCCUACACGUGCAAUGAAUGUGGGAAAUCUUUCAGUGGUAAGUCACACCUCAUCAGACACCAGGGAAUCCACAGUGGGGAGAAAAUUUACGAAUGUAAGGAGUGUGGGAAAGCCUUCAGUCGGAGUUCUGGUCUUAUUUCACACCACCGAGUUCACACUGGGGAGAAGCCCUACACUUGUAUUGAAUGUGGGAAAGCUUUUAGUCGAAGUUCAAACCUCACUCAGCAUCAGAGAAUGCACAAAGGGAAAAAAGUUUACAAAUGUAAGGAGUGUGGGAAAACCUGUGUUUCUAAUACAAAGAUUAUGGAUCAUCAGAGAAUCCACACCGGAGAGAAACCUUAUGAGUGUGAUGAGUGCGGCAAAGCUUUUAUUUUGAGGAAGACCCUUAGUGAACAUCAGAGACUUCAUCGUAGAGAGAAACCUUACAAAUGUAACGAGUGUGGGAAAGCUUUUACUUCUAAUCGAAACCUUGUUGACCACCAGAGAGUUCACACUGGAGAGAAACCCUAUAAGUGCAAUGAAUGCGGAAAAACCUUCAGGCAGACCUCUCAAGUUAUUUUACAUUUGAGAACCCAUACUAAGGAGAAACCCUAUAAAUGUGAUGAGUGUGGGAAAGCCUAUCGGUAUAGCUCACAGCUUAUUCAACACCAGAGAAAACAUAAUGAGGAGAAAGAAGUCUCAUCUUAAGCACUGUAGGUCUUAGAACUAACUGCUUGUUUCUGGAAAAGAAAGUUUUUCUUUAACAGGGUUAGUAUCAUCAACUGUAACCCUGUUUCUAAGAUUCCAUACAAGAAAAUAACCAGAAGUAGAUAAAGAUUAAUAAAGAGGGGCUGGAGCGAUAGCUCAGCGGGUAGGGCUUUUGCCUUGCACGCGGCCGACCCUGGUUCGAAUCCCAGCAUCCCAUAUGGUCCCCUGAGCACCGCCAGGGGUGAUUCCUGAGUGCAUGAGCCAGGAGUGACCCCUGUGCAUCGCCGGGUAUGACCCAAAAAGAAAAAAAAAGAUUAAUAAAGAAUAUUUACACAAACAUAGCAUACCACUGGAGGAAGAAAACUAGACUUUCAACUGCAUAGGGUUUAAAUGAAAGAUGGUCUGUCCACAGUAGAUUUUGUGGCCCUUCUGAGCAUUUUCAAAGAAUAGUGAAUCCCAAUGGGCAAAUAUUUGGAUAAAGUGAAUGAUAGAAGGAAGAAAAAACAAUGAAGUAUGAUUGAAAGACAUUUAUGCAUAGGGACAAAAGGGAAUGAAAUAAAACCAAACCAAAAUGUUAGUAGUUAUUAACUCUGGAUAAUAGAUUUGUAGGUGAUUUCUAUUUUUCCCUUUAUACUUUUUUAUGUUUUCUAGAUUUUCUACAAUGAGAAUGUACUACUUUUAUAUUCAGGGAAAAUUUACAGUAUUUUAAAAAUGCAGUUAAUCUGUGAUUCUUUUCAUUGAACAGUGUUAUAAAGACAUGUAGAACUCUGAAACCUUGGGCACUUAGUAACUGUGAAACCACAGCAAAUCAUGCCCUUUUAAGAUUCUGUUUCCUGGGGCUGGAGUGAUAGCACAGCGGGUAGGGCAUUCGCCUUGCAUGCGGCCGACCUGGGUUUGAUUCCCAGCAUCCCAUGUGGUCCCCUGAGCAUCGCCAGGGGUAAUUCCUGUGUGCAGAGCCAGGAGUAACCCCUGAGUAUCGCUGGGUGUGACCCAAAAAAGCAAAAAAGAAUGUUUCCUGUUUAACAAAAUUAUAAACACCA